Messenger RNA from Mollisia scopiformis, 850 nucleotides. RefSeq names its product Prefoldin, subunit 3. Gene Ontology annotation, molecular function: tubulin binding. The transcript is spliced from 6 exons. Lineage: Eukaryota; Fungi; Ascomycota; Leotiomycetes; Helotiales; Mollisiaceae. Gene Ontology annotation, biological process: microtubule-based process; tubulin complex assembly; protein folding. Gene Ontology annotation, cellular component: cytoplasm; prefoldin complex. The record is from RefSeq and is a predicted model, not a curated record. Bases 161 to 760 code for a protein of 199 amino acids.
AUAUCGAGGGGCGUGCGCUAGUCGUCCUACCCGAUAUCUUAGCGCCAUCAGCAUUAGCGCGAUAAAGCUGUUUUUGUGGAUAUGGAAAUAAAGCUGUGCUGCUCUUGAGACAACCGACAACUUCAGCUGCUUGAUGUGAACCUACACCUCUGUGCCAAACAUGGCAGAUAAGGGAAUAAAAAAAGAUUUGGCAGCUACGAAUCCACGAGGCAUCCCAUAUGCGCCGUUUGUCGAUAAAAUCGAAGACUAUGUUACCUCACGCGCCGAUGUUGAAACGACUCUUAAGAGCUUCCAAGAGAUGAUAUCGAAAUAUCAAUUCAUGGAAGCAAACCAACAACGCAGAGCGGCAGGCUUGAAGGACAAGAUGCCAGACAUUCAGAAGACUUUGGAUACUGUGAAGUUUUUAAAGACACGAAAACCUGGCUCCGAUCCAAUAGAAGCUACCUUCGAGCUCAACGAUACAUUAUACGCCAAAGCGGAAAUCCCACCAACGGAUGAGGUCUAUUUGUGGUUAGGAGCAAACGUGAUGCUGUCAUACCCCAUUGACGAAGCCGAAGAAAUACUUUCGUCACAACUUUCGGCCGCGAAACGGAACUUGGCAAACUGCGAAGAGGAUCUGGAUUUCUUGAGAGAGCAAAUUACGACGAUGGAGGUUGCUACGGCGCGAGUCUAUAAUUGGGAUGUCACGAUGAGGCGGAAAGAAAAGAGUGAGCAAGCUGCCUUGGAAGACACAGGAAAGAAUGGAACUCCAAAUGGUUGAGCUGCUUAGAUCUUAAUGAAACACAAUCCCAAAGAGCUUCAGAUGCAAGAGUGUAAAGGACUUCAGGCAGGACUCUGUGACUUGCGUUGG